CGGCAGGUGGCACGACGGGACCUCCCUGCGACACCGGAGAUGUCGACGGUGGAGCUGGCGAACGGAGUCCAGGUGCCCCUCAUCGGCCUGGGAACAUGGCAGGCGCCCCCAGGGGAAGUGGAGGAGGCAGUGAAGACGGCCAUCGACGUGGGCUACCGCCACUUCGACUGCGCGCACGUGUACGGCAACGAGAAGGAGAUCGGCGCGGCCGUGCGCGAGAAGAUCGCCGAGGGCACGGUGAAGAGGGAGGACCUGUUCAUCGUCAGCAAGGUGCGUGGAGGCCGCUGUGGAACACCUUCCAUAGACCGGAACUGGUGUUGCCUGCCUGCAAGAAGACUCUUGAGAACUUCGGCCUGGACUACCUGGAUCUCUACUUGAUGCACUGGCCUAUGGCGUUCAAGGAAGGAGACGAGUCCUUCCCCACCGACGCGGAGGGCAACUUCAUCACCGAGGACAUCGACUACGUGGACACGUACCUGGCCAUGGAGGAGUGUGUCCGCCAGAAGCUGACCAGGAGCAUCGGCGUGUCCAACUUCAACUCGCAGCAGAUUCUGCGGGUGCUGAAGGCAUCCAUCAAGCCCGUCAUGAACCAGGUGGAGUGCCACCCGUACCUGAACCAGAAGAGGCUGAUCGAGUUCUGCCGCGCGCGCGGCAUCCAGGUGACCGGCUACAGCCCGCUGGGGGCGCCCAACACCGUGUGGGCCCCAGGGGCGCCCAAGCUGGUGGAGGACCCGCGGCUCGCCCAGCUGGCCGCGAGGCUGGGCCGCAGCGUGGCCCAGGUGGUGCUCAGGUACCUGGUCCAGAACCGGGUGAUUGCCAUUCCCAAGUCGACCAACCCCACUCGCCUGAAGCAGAACAUCAGCGUCUUCGACUUCCAGCUGAGCGAAGAAGACAUGGAGUUCAUCGACGGCAUGAAUUCCAACACCAGGACCUGCCCUUUCUUUCAGUGCAAGAACGACAAGAAUUACCCGUUCGUAGGCGAGUUCUGAAGAACAUCUAGUAACCAUUGGAAGGAAAAAAACACAUAUUGUUCACAUGCUGUACCUAAAAAUGAUUGUUAAUUACAAAAAUGUGUGAUUAAUUUACAAAUAAAAACGAAAGGCACAUCAUGUGCAUAA
Messenger RNA from Bacillus rossius redtenbacheri, 1118 nucleotides. Its product is annotated as aldo-keto reductase family 1 member B1-like. Gene Ontology annotation, molecular function: aldose reductase (NADPH) activity. The transcript has 7 exons. Bases 96 to 989 code for a protein of 297 amino acids. The record is from RefSeq and is a predicted model, not a curated record. Gene Ontology annotation, cellular component: cytosol. NCBI's taxonomy places the organism in Eukaryota, Metazoa, Arthropoda, Insecta, Phasmatodea, Bacillidae.